Messenger RNA from Elephantulus edwardii (Cape elephant shrew), 1932 nucleotides. It is a transcript of the gene RAB11FIP5, whose product is annotated as RAB11 family interacting protein 5 (class I). Gene Ontology annotation, cellular component: early endosome; secretory granule; recycling endosome. Gene Ontology annotation, molecular function: small GTPase binding. The record is from RefSeq and is a predicted model, not a curated record. The transcript is spliced from 5 exons. NCBI's taxonomy places the organism in Eukaryota, Metazoa, Chordata, Mammalia, Macroscelidea, Macroscelididae. The coding region runs from base 1 to 1932 and encodes 643 amino acids. Gene Ontology annotation, biological process: regulated exocytosis.
AUGGCCCUGGUACGGGGCUCUGAUCCGGUGGCGGGGCCCUCUCGCUGGCUGCCCACGCACGUCCAAGUGACGGUGCUGCGGGCCCGAGGGCUGCGGGGCAAGAGCUCAGCGGGCAGCACCAGCGACGCGUACACGGUGAUCCAGCUGGGCCGCGAGAAGUACAGCACGUCGGUGGUGGAGAAGACACCGGGCUGCCCGGAAUGGCGCGAGGAGUGCUCGUUCGAGCUGCCGCCCGGCGCCCUGGACGGCCUGCUGCGGGCGCAGGAGAGCGACGCGGGCCCGGCGCCGUGGGCCGCGGGCCCCACCGCCGCCUGCGCGCUGGUGCUCACCACCAUGCACCGCUCACUCAUCGGCGUGGACAAGUUCCUGGGCCAGGCCACGGUGGCGCUGGACGAGGUGUUCGCCGCCGGCCGCGCCCAGCACACCGAGUGGUACAAGCUCCACUCGAAGACGGGCAAGAAGGAGAAGGAGCGCGGGGAGAUCCAGGUGACCAUCCAGUUCACGCGGCACAACCUGAGUGCCAGCAUGUUUGACCUGUCGGCCAAGGACAAGCCGCGGUCGCCCUUCAGCAAGAUCAAGGACAAGAUGAAGGGCAAGAAGAAGUUUGACCUGGAGUCGGCCUCCGCCAUCCUGCCGAGCAGCGCCCCGGAGGACCCGGACCUGGGUGGCCUGGGCAAGAUGGGCAAGGCCAAGGGCUUCUUCCUGCGCAACAAGCUGCGCAGGUCAUCGCUGACCCAGUCCAACACCUCGCUGGGCUCCGACAGCACCCUGUCCUCGGCCAGCGGGAACCCCGCCUUCCAGGGCCCCCAAGAACUGCUCACCCGCUCGCCCAGCCGCAGCAGCUGGCUGUCCACUGAUGGGGGCAAAGACUCCACCCAGUCCCCCAAGCUGUUCACCCACAAAAGGACCUUCAGCGACGAGGCCAGCCAGCUGCGGGCUGGGCCCCGGGGCCUCCUGGACCUGCAGGCCCAUCUGGAUUCGGGGUCCCGCUCGUCACUGUGUGUCAACGGGAGCCACAUUUACAACGACGAGCCCCCCCAGCCCCCACGGCACCGUGGCUCCAUUUCAGGCCCCUUCCCAGCCUCUGGCUCCCUGCACAGCGUGGCCUCCCGGCCCUCUGAGGACGACCUCCGGGGCAGGGGCAGCCGCAGUGCCAGCAGCUCAGAUGUGGUUCCCAGGCCGGAGGAGGCCAGCACGCAGCCUGCAGCGCUUGCUGUGGGGGCCGGCCGCACCAGCGAGGAGAUCGAGGCCCGGCUCCCUGAGGGCAAGCCUGUCCAAGUGGCCACCCCAAUGGUGGCGUCCUCUGAGGCCGGGGCAGACAAAGAGGGCACCCGGAAGGAGGAGCGGAAGCCCCGGAUGGGCCUCUUCCACCACCACCCCCCAGGGUUGAGCCGGAGUGAAGUGGGGCGUCGCAGCUCACUGGGGGAGAAGGGCGGGCCCACCCUGGGGACCUCCCCACACCACUCGUCCAGCGGGGAGGAAAAAGCCAAGAGUAGCUGGUUUGGCUUGAGAGAGUCCAAGGAGCCGACUCAGAAACCCAGCCCCCACCCUGUGAAGCCUCUCAGUGCCGCCCCCACUGAGAACAGCCCCGACAGGAAGCCACCACGCUCCAGCCUGAGCACAGCCCUGAGCAGCGGCCUGGAGAAGCUCAAGACUGUCACAUCUGGCGGCGUCCAGCCUGUGGCUCCAGCCCCUCAGGUCGGCCAGGCUGUGGAAGGCAAGAGGCUGAAGGACGGCACGCCUGACCAGUCGGCCCGAUACUACCACCUGACGCAUGACGAGCUCAUUGGGCUGCUCCUGCAGCGGGAGCGGGAGCUGAGCCAGCGUGACGAGCACGUGCAGGAGCUGGAGAGCUACAUCGACCGGCUGCUCGUUCGCAUCAUGGAGACCUCACCCACCCUGCUGCAGAUCCCCGCCAUGCCCCCCAAGUAA